AGUUAUGGUAGCUGUUGCUGUCAAUUUUUCCAAUUGGGAAGGUUCAUAUUCAUACCUCCGAAGUGAAAAACUUUGAAAAAUAUUUCUUCGCGGCAAACAAAUUAAAUCAAUUUGGAAACUUACUAUCGCUAUGGCCUUAAUGUUGAGCUUCGGAUACUAUAAGCGUUCAUACUUAUUAAUAGAAGCAAUAAUAUAUCCAUGGAAAUUUUCAAGUUGAAGUCACCUUUCCGUGCAGUUAGAGGACGCUUUUAUAUGUCCAUUCUAAUUUCCGGCUUCACCGGCAAGUAACAGUAACGAAUACAAGUAAAUAUGCCCAAAACCAACUUAGAAGGCGAUACUUAACCGGAAACGUGAAAAUCGCUCUUGCACAACCCUUGUCAUUGUCACGGUUUGGUAUUGGACCGAAAUUGAUGGUGCUUUUUUUACAAACCGGUUAUUGCAUCUUCGAACCACAGCCAAAAAGGAUUGUUAACAUCAGGAUCAUACCACUAAUCAUGCAAUAGUUCUGUAUGUUAAGAAUCUAAUCAGAAUCGUCAAAUUUCACAAAUGGAAUGUGCGAAUUUGCGACGUGUCAUAUAUCCGGCAUCGACAUAUGUUUUCAAAAAGUUAAAUCUCAAUCUUUUUCGUAUCGAAUUCAUUGCCGGUAUUACGCCGUCUUUGUAGGCCAACAUGCAUUGAAUUUUGGAGCACUUUUUCUCAGAAACGCUUGCCGACGUAAUUUUCUGCAGGGCCAAAACACGGCCACACACUGGUUAGCUGUUCGAACCGUUGUUUUAAAGCCAGUGCAGUCCGUUGUUCCAGAAGGUGAAUCGCACGAUGAACGGAACGCUCGUCUCAAGCGCCCGCAAUCGCCACAUUUGACAAUUUAUGCUCCCCAGCUAACCAGUAUGCUGUCUAUUACGCAUCGUAUGACCGGUUUAGCAUUGGCCGGCUAUGCUACGAUUCUAGGAUUGGGAGCACUUGCCUUGCCUCACGACGCAAAUCAUUACUUGACCAUGCUGGAGGGACUCAACGCACCAACUCUGUUCGCCUUGAAGUUCACAUUAUCUUAUCCUUUAGCGUUCCAUGCAACUAAUGGAGUUCGCCACCUAUUUUGGGAUAUUGGCAAAUUUUUAAGCAUCAAAGAAGUCUACAAUACAGGAUACGUGAUGAUAUUGGUUUCCGGAGCGAUUGCGACUGGACUCACCUUCUUGUAAACUGACUAAAGCGCAGUUCACAACAUAAAUUGACUAAGCGUCACCCAAGAGUAUUUGAGAAUUCAAAAGCAUAUUUAUUUAAAAUUGCGUUCAAUAAACCGUUUGAUGGAUUCUAA
Malaya genurostris is the source of this 1312-nucleotide messenger RNA. RefSeq names its product succinate dehydrogenase cytochrome b556 subunit-like. Gene Ontology annotation, molecular function: succinate dehydrogenase activity; electron transfer activity. Lineage: Eukaryota; Metazoa; Arthropoda; Insecta; Diptera; Culicidae. The transcript is spliced from 3 exons. Gene Ontology annotation, cellular component: membrane. The record is from RefSeq and is a predicted model, not a curated record. The coding region runs from base 552 to 1196 and encodes 214 amino acids. Gene Ontology annotation, biological process: mitochondrial electron transport, succinate to ubiquinone; tricarboxylic acid cycle.